This is a messenger RNA of Porites evermanni, 2577 nucleotides long. NCBI's taxonomy places the organism in Eukaryota, Metazoa, Cnidaria, Anthozoa, Scleractinia, Poritidae. The record is from the annotation of a GenBank genome assembly.
AUGACGAAAAAGGAUUGGGAUCGCUUUCAAAGUCAGACAGCUCGCUUGAGUUCUUUACUUGGACUCAAGCUCGAUUUUCUCGAGCCCCUAGAAGAAAUGCCACCAGAACAACGUGAUCAUCGAGACGAUAGAGAAUGGAUAAAGAUCUUUCUGGAAGAGAACAGUGAAAAACUUGACUCAACUGUCAGACACUCGCUCACUAAAGAUUUGCUUGAGCGUAUCGGUUUCGACCCUUUCAGCUCAGCAGUUGAAAUCAUAAUGGCUCGCUCACAGGCAGGUAGCAGGGAAAACCACGUUGAAGCUUGUGAAUGGGCACAGAUGUUUAUAAAAGACGAAUUUAAGUAUAAUCCUCUGCUGUCUACGAGAAUGUCCAAAUUUCCUUUUCAAAGCAGUAUCACCAAUAAGUGGGUUCCGCUGACGAACAUACCUAAAGAAGAGAUGCAAAGUAACAUCCAGUUGUCCAGCGUCAACAUCAUGAACCUUGUGACCAAGGAAUCCGAUGCGUAUGGCCUAGCUAGUACAGCAGUCAGUGCCUUGAUGCCACAGGACGACAGAAACAUUGCUCUUUAUCAUGGCACAGACCACCAAAGUGCGCGACAAAUUUUGAUUCGGGGAAUAUACUUAAAUGCUGGACGACAAAAGCGAGAUUUCAGUUGUGGAAAGGGAUUUUAUUUAACAACUGAAAUGGAAGAUGCUUUUAACUGGGCAAAACAAACAACAGAGAAGCCAGCCAUUUUAAUCUUUGCAGUCGACCGUACCGAUCUUAGUAAAACCCGUAAACUGAACUUGUACGAAAAUGAAGAAAAAUGGCGAGAAAUAGUAUCGUCCUUUAAAACAGCUACGCGAACCGCGGUUACAAGAGAGAGUGUAGAUCAGUAUGACUUGAUUGAAGGACCGAUGGCCAGAAUGAUACAGGACGAAACCUGUGACGAGUUGGUGUUCCAGCCGAAACCGUUAUCGUAUCAAAUAUGUCUGAUUUCAGAAGUUUUCGCUGAGGAGUUUGAGAAGACUCUCCACUCAAUUGUCUUCUUCGACUUUUCUUAGGCCAGGCAGAACCUGCUACUAAACCAUAUGGACCAUACUACAAUAACUUUAAAUUGUAAUAUCAUAAGCGCAGUUUUGGCCAAUCUUAUUAAAUCUUAUUAUACAGUUUAAGUUUCUAGCAUGAAAGUGUAUGUUAACAGUUGCAAAUUGUGCGUGCUUCUUCAUCGUCUCCAGCUCAGUCGGUAAGAAGAAAGUUAAAAUAUCUUUGCAGAGAGUUAUAACGUAUGACUUGACAGCCAAGGACCCAAGGCCGCCGAUGAGACGUGAAAAACCUAUGACAUUAAACGCGUCUUGUCAGACGGCUUUUGUAGGGUUUGAGAAAGCUGUACAUCCAUUUUCUUCUAAGACAAGUUGAUCCUACUGCUAGACCAUAUGGAAGAAUAGUUGUAAGUAUACCAUUUUACGAGUACUUAGAUUAAACAAUCAAGGGCCUAAGAACAACUGUAGUCUUUCUACUAAAAAUCGGUGGCAAAAAAUCAACGCACUUGAUUUCAGAACCUUUCGGACAUAAAUUGAAUGAACAACAAAACUGAAAAUUGCAUCUUCCAACUAAAAUAGCAAGAAACAAUACUAAAGGUGUGUUCGAUUUCGUCGUGCGGUAUUCCGGAGUACGAAUACACGCAAAGGUUGUUGAAAGUACCUUCCCUCGGGAUUUUGGAGCCACCAGAUUGCUACACUAAUACAAUCAUUUCUGCCUUAGGGCUUGAUCAUCCAUUUAUGCAAUAGAAUAUGCUAUCUGAUAUGUUUGUAUGCCUGAACGCUCAGCUUGUCAAGAACAAAGUACGUCCCCAUGCUAAUUAAAAAAGAUCCAAGAAGUCGGCAACACUUAAAUGUCUGCGUUCUGCUAGACUAUGCACAUCAGAAUCUGUAUUCAGACAAUAAACAGCAAUUCAGACAACAGUUUGCUAUGGUUAUAAUUGCAAUAGAGACGAAAGAAAUAAAGAAAUAUCAAGAGUGUAGACUUCGAACUGGAUUCAUAAGAGGGGACAAACGUUUUUGAAAUAGUUGUUAAUAGUAAUACCACUUAAUGCGAAUUUCACGAGAGGAUAGAUAAGUCCCACCAAUUCAAUUUCGUGCCAUUUUACUGGAGAACGCAUUUCCAAUUCUUGCGUAGUGGGAAUUCUAACAAACCAGAACUGAUAGAUCCAAAAAGAGACUUUCACCUUUUCACCCAGCCCUGGUGGUCUCACCUAUUGGCUCUGGCCGGAUUAUGAACAUCACAUUGCUCCAGCUAUUACCACAAUCUUUAUUAGCUCUCUUAUUAAAGCAACAUGUAGUCCCUUUGAAAUGGAAAUUAGUAAACGCGUCACCUUCUCCUAAGGAGGCGCGGGAAGGGUACACUCCAAUAUCGACGUGGCUUUCUUCUUUGAUACACCCCCAGAAGAAAAAAAAAAUGGGAUAAGAUUGACCACUAUCCGGACUUAGCGCAAAAGAUCUGGAACUGCAGAGGUGUGUCUAUUAUCCCUACCAUGAUUGGGGCACUUGGAAAAAAACCUGAAGAUAUGGUUUAACAACAUAGGAAGACCUGGGAUC